AUGGUUGCACGGCGAGGAGGUGCUGCCGUUGCCACAAACGACUCCACAUGCCUAGCUAUUCAGCAAGCUAUCUCGAAUGCUUCUUCCGUCUAUUACCCCUCGGAUCCUCACUAUUCUCAAGAUAUCUGGCAUUUCAUGUCUUCAAGCGUGCAGUACCCAAAGUGCACCGUUGAACCAGGAACUGUUGAUGAUGUGUCGAAAAUUAUGAAAAUCCUGGCCAAGUCUACUUCUCCUUUUGCUGUGAAAUGCGGUGGCCAUGCUUCCAACCAAGGCUUCAGCUCUACGACUGGCGUUCUUAUUGCCAUGACUCGUUUCAACAAAGUUAUCUACCACCCCAAGACGAGCACCGCAGAUAUCCCGACAGGUGUCAUUUGGGAUGAUGUGUACGCGGCUCUAGAGCCUCAUGGUGUCAAUGUCGUUGGCGGACGUGUGUCUGGAAUUGGCGCGACUGGAGUAACCCUUGGUGGAGGGUAUUCAUGGUUGACGAACCUCCAUGGGUUAACGGUGGAUUCUGUCACCGCAUUCGAGCUCGUUCUACCAAGUGGAAAAGUCGUCGAAGUCACGAAUCAUAAUAAGUUCCGUGAUCUCUUCUUUGGCUUAAAGGGUGGUUACAAUAAUUUUGGGAUUGUAACAAGAUUCACUUUGAAGACCUAUCCUCAAGGUCAAAUUUGGGCAGGCUUAAUCCUUUACUCCGGGUCACAGUGGAGCAAGCUCGCAGACGCAAUCGUUGACUUCCAACAUUCAAAUACCGAUCCCAAUGCCAACGUUCUCCCCGUGUUCAACCAGUAUGCAAGCGGGACACAGGUUACGACUGUGCUCGUAUUCUACAACAAGCCUACUGCCCCACCUGGACUGUUCGACAGAUUUUUGAACAUUCCGAGUAUUUCUCAGAAUGUCACAACGAGGAACUUUCUUGAUUUCGUCCUGAGUGUCCCGAGUCAUACAGCGGCCGGUUUCCGUUAUUUACGUGAUCGAGCUAAACCCAUUUCAUGUAACUCUAGUGGAGCUUUCAUGGGGGUAUCUUUAGCAAGAUUGUCGCCCAGUAUUCUAAAGACCAUCCUUGCAGAAAUUCCAACUUGGAGUGCCUACAACCAAGCGAACUCUGGACUGCUCGUUUCGUACGACAUUGAGCCAUUCCUAACUAGCAUCCCAAAGCACGCUACUCCGAGUGCAUUCCCACACGACAAAUUCGCUUCCCCCUUGAACAUUUACUUUGCUUGGACAUCUCCCGACUCCGACGAUGCCCAGAUACGAGGAAUCAAGCAAACUGCGGCGAAUAUCGCUGCCGCCGCCAAGGCUGAAGGACAAGACAUUGACUCGUUAACUUUAUACCCGAAUAAUUGUCUUGCUGACACGCCGUUGGAGAAGAUGUAUGGGAAUAAUGUACAGAGGUUGAAGAAGAUCAAGGAGAAGUAUGACCCUCUUAAUGUUAUGGGUCGUACAGGCGGGUUCAAAUUUUAG
Messenger RNA from Cantharellus anzutake, 1461 nucleotides. RefSeq names its product FAD-binding domain-containing protein. The record is from RefSeq and is a predicted model, not a curated record. The coding region runs from base 1 to 1461 and encodes 486 amino acids. The transcript is spliced from 10 exons. NCBI's taxonomy places the organism in Eukaryota, Fungi, Basidiomycota, Agaricomycetes, Cantharellales, Hydnaceae. Gene Ontology annotation, molecular function: FAD binding; oxidoreductase activity.